UCUCUUCUUCCUUUGCCUUCCCCUAAUAGCUGUUGACAAUAAAAAGGGCUAACCCUCCCACCCUUUCUCCCUCAUCUUCACUCAAUCGAGGUCUUCUCGAUUUUCUUUGUUACUCUCUCUCACAACCCAAAAAGCUUCUUCCUUUCAUACUCCUCCCUCUCUUCUACUCAAAAGGUAUGCUUUCACUGCUUCAUGAAUAAAAGCUUUGGUUUUUGGCUGUUCUUACUUCAUCUUAGUUUGUUUUGGGUGGGUUUGAGGAAGAUGCUUUGUGGGUCUGCUUCUGGGUACAUCAAAGUUUCGAACUUUGGAGUUAGAUUUAGUUUGUUGUUUGUUUUUGGUUUUUGCACCUUUUUUAAAACUUUUUGUUGCUUUAUUUCUUCCAUGUGCGUUGGAAUACCAAGUUUUUGUCUUGGAUGGUUGAUAAUAUUGUCAUGGAUCUAAUAUUCGUUGAUAAAAUUGUAUAUAAUAAUAUAUCGUUUUGUGGGAUGUUACCUAGCUUUGCAUCUUUAGGGUUUUGGAACGAGGGUUGUUAAUAGAUGUUAAAGGGAAUGGGAAUUUUGGUUUAGAAAUUGGACUUUUAAUUAAUUGUCUUGUUUUGUUGUGUGAAUAAUGUUUAAAAUUGAUAGGCUUAUUGAGUUUAUCCUGUCCUAUUCUGCAGGAUUUGUGGGCAUGUGCAGUGGUUCAAAAAGUAAGCUUUCUUUCUCAAACCCCGUCAUGGAGAAUAACUAUCAGAAGCAGAAUCAAGAUGGUCUCUACAACUUCUCAAUCUUGCUUGAAUUGUCUGCAUCGGAUGAUUUUGAAGCUUUCAAAAGAGAAGUGAAUGAGAAGGGCUUGGAUGUCAACGAGGCUGGGUUUUGGUAUGGUAGAAGGAUAGGGUCAAAGAAGAUGGGAUCCGAAACAAGGACCCCUCUGAUGAUUGCUUCUUUGUUUGGAAGCACUAAGGUGCUGAAACAUAUUCUUGAAGGUGGAAGUGUUGAUGUGAACAGGGUGUGUGGUUCUGAUAGGGCCACUGCUCUCCAUUGUGCUGUAGCUGGGGGUUCUGAAUCCUCACUUGAGAUUGUCAAGCUCUUGCUAGAUGCAGGGGCAGAUGCUGAGUUGAUUGAUGCAAGUGGGAAUAAGCCGGUUAAUCUGAUUGCUCCUGCCUUUGAUUCCUUGUCAAAAUCGCGAAGGAAGGCUAUGGAGUUGUUUCUGAGAGGUGGGGAAAGAGAUGAACUCAUGGAGCAAGAGAUGUUCUCUGUUGUUUUCUCAUCCAAAGAAGGUACAGAGAAAAAGGAAAAAGAAGGGAACGAUAAGAAAGAAUAUCCUGUUGAUAUAUCAUUGCCUGAUAUAAACAAUGGUAUAUAUGGAACGGAUGAGUUUAGGAUGUACAGUUUCAAGGUGAAGCCGUGUUCGAGGGCUUACUCCCAUGACUGGACUGAGUGUCCAUUUGUUCAUCCCGGCGAGAACGCAAGGAGGAGGGACCCAAGAAAAUACCCUUAUAGCUGUGUUCCUUGCCCAGAGUUUCGCAAAGGAACCUGCCAAAAGGGUGAUUCCUGUGAAUAUGCUCAUGGGGUUUUUGAGUCAUGGCUACAUCCUGCUCAAUACAGAACUAGGCUUUGCAAGGAUGAGACUGGCUGUACUAGAAAAGUCUGCUUCUUUGCUCACAAACCUGAAGAGUUACGCCCUGUGUAUGCGUCCACUGGAUCGGCCAUGCCUUCCCCAAAAUCUUAUUCGUCUAGUGCACUUGACAUGACAGCCAUGAGUCCAUUGGCCCUUAGUUCCACAUCUUUGCCUAUGCCAACUGUUUCAACCCCACCCAUGUCUCCCUUGGCAGCUUCUUCAUCUCCCAAGAGUGGAAGCUUGUGGCAGAACAAAAUAAACCUUACUCCACCUUCCUUGCAGCUCCCGGGUAGCCGGCUGAAGACUACAUUGAGUGCCAGGGAUCUUGAUCUAGAGAUGGAACUGUCUUUCAGGAGCAAAGAAUUCAGUAGAAUUGGUGAUUUGAAUCCAACUAACCUUGAUGACUUGUUAGCAUCUGCUGAUCCUUCAGUAUUAACCCAAUUACAUGGACUUUCAACACCUACACAGUUGCAAUCUCCAAGCGGCCUCCAGAUGCGCCAAAACAUGAACCACCUUCGCGCAAGUUACCCGUCCAACAUCCCUUCCUCUCCUGUGAGGAAACCCUCAGCAUAUGGGUUUGAUUCAUCAGCUGCCGUUGCAGCAGCCGUGAUGAAUUCUCGAUCUGCUGCAUUCGCCAAGCGAAGCCAAAGCUUUAUUGAUCGCGGAGCUGCAACCCACCAUCUUGGGCUGUCUUCAGCUCCCAACAACCCUUCCUGCAGGGUGUCCUCUGCCCUUUCAGAUUGGAGUUCCCCCACUGGGAAACUGGAUUGGGGUGUAAACGGAGACGAGCUUCACAAGCUGAGAAAAUCUGCUUCUUUUGGGUUCAGAAACAAUGGGGUAACUGCAACUGCAUCGCCCAUAGCACAACAGGAACAUGCUGAGCCUGAUGUCUCAUGGGUUCAUUCACUGGUAAAAGAUGUUCCCUCAGAGAGUUCUGAUAUAUUUGGUGCUGAGAAGCAGCAAUAUGAUCUGAGUAAAGAGAUGCUUCCACCAUGGGUGGAGCAGGUGUAUAUAGAGCAGGAGCAGAUGGUAGCAUGACUCUAACUGCUGCCAUGGCCAUGCUUCUUUCUCGGUUAUUCUGACAAAGUUUUUUUAUUUAUUUAUUUUAUUUAUUUAAUUCAACUGCUACUACUAUCCAACAUUACAUAGAGUAUAGUUAGGGAUAGCAAAGAAGAAGUUCAGGUUAAUCCAGAGAUUUGAAACUUGUAGAUCAAGAAGGACCUUGGAGAAACGUUGGACCAAGGAGGGAUGCUGAAUUUUUUUUUAUUGUAUAAUAUAAUUUAUUACCCCCUUUUAUCUACGGGUUGUUGUAUUUUCUUUAGCAAGUGGACAAAGUAUUUGUCAUUGAUUAAGCAGCACAAUUCUUUUUCAUAUAUUAUAUGUUGUUAUGCCAUUUGAUCAAUGCUUAUCCAUAGUGCUUUCAUGGGAAUCUCUUGUGACUGAUUCGUUGGCUGCCUAUUAUUAUUAUUUUUUAAAUGCGGAAUCCUUGUGAUUUUCUUAGCUUAUUCGUCUCCAGUUUAUAUAUAUAAAUACAAUCAUAAGCAAUUAGAAAGGGUAUUAUAAUGUUUUGUUGUUCUUGUACGUGAAAAUCAACGGUAUAAGUGGAGGUACGCCGGCAGGGAUGAGUCAUCGUAGUCUGGAAGCAUGAGCGGAUCAAGUUCUUCAAAUAUUAAUGGCCGUCCUUAUUAGUUUAUUAAGCUUCUAGGAUCUGUAUUUUUCACUUGCUAAGGUAAGGAGUAUGAAUAUAAACAUGUUAUAUUAAAUGAAAAUGGAGAAGUUUGCAGACAUAGAAAAAAUGAAUAUCUCAUAACUUAAUGUAUGGAUUAGAUGUGAUAUUUAGUUAAGCUUUCCUGAGUGUUAACAAUUUUAUAGCUAAUGAUGGAUAUUGAAAUAAAUUGAUGAUAA
Abrus precatorius (Indian licorice) is the source of this 3504-nucleotide messenger RNA. Its product is annotated as zinc finger CCCH domain-containing protein 29-like. The record is from RefSeq and is a predicted model, not a curated record. Gene Ontology annotation, molecular function: protein binding; metal ion binding. The coding region runs from base 610 to 2637 and encodes 675 amino acids. Lineage: Eukaryota; Viridiplantae; Streptophyta; Magnoliopsida; Fabales; Fabaceae. The transcript is spliced from 2 exons.